Linum tenue is the source of this 2373-nucleotide messenger RNA. NCBI's taxonomy places the organism in Eukaryota, Viridiplantae, Streptophyta, Magnoliopsida, Malpighiales, Linaceae. The record is from the annotation of a GenBank genome assembly.
AACCCUCUCUUUUCCUCAACUGAACCCCGCGUUUCCUCUCUCUCUCUCUCUCUCUCUCGCUCAACCAAACAUUCCACCACCGGCUUCCGCCUUCCCCCGCCGCCCAGUAGCUCUGGUAGGCAGAGCAAAAGGCCGAGCGAGCUCAUUAAAUGGGCAACUGUAACGCCUGCGUGCGACCGGAAUCGCCGCCGCUGGAUUCCAAAGGCCACGAUACCAACAAGAAGCCCAAUAGCAAGGACAGGAAGCCCAACCCGUUCUCUGAAGACCCGAUUCGUUCCGCGGCCCCGAUCCGGGUCUUGAACGACGUCGUCCCAGUCAGCCACCGUCCCCCCCGGAUCGGAGACAACUACAUCCUGGGCCGGGAACUGGGCCGGGGCGAGUUCGGGAUCACGUAUCUCUCUACGGACAAGGAGACGAAAGAAGCGCUUGCCUGCAAGUCGAUUUCGAAGCGGAAGCUCCGGACGGCGGUGGACAUAGAGGAUGUGAGAAGGGAAGUGGCCAUCAUGGCGAGCUUGCCCGACCACCCCAACAUCGUCAAGCUGAGGGCUACUUACGAGGACUACGAGAACGUUCAUUUGGUGAUGGAGCUGUGCGAAGGGGGCGAGCUGUUCGACCGGAUUGUGGCGAGAGGGCAUUACAGCGAGCGAGCGGCGGCGAGCGUUACCCGGACGGUCGCCGAGGUUGUCAGGAUGUGCCAUGUGAAUGGGGUCAUGCACAGGGAUUUGAAGCCCGAGAAUUUCUUGUUCGCUAAUAAGAAGGAGAAUUCGCCGCUCAAAGCCAUCGAUUUUGGGUUGUCCGUGUUCUUCAAGCCUGGGGAGAUAUUCACUGAGAUCGUUGGGAGUCCAUACUACAUGGCACCAGAGGUGUUGAAGAGAAACUAUGGGCCCGAGGUUGAUGUGUGGAGUGCUGGAGUGAUACUUUACAUUCUGUUAUGUGGGGUUCCUCCAUUUUGGGCAGGUACCUUUUUUGAGAGUGAGCAGGGUGUUGCCCUUGCAAUUUUGAGGGGGAAUCUUGAUUUCAAGAGGGAACCAUGGCCACAGAUUUCAGAAAGUGCCAGGAGCCUUGUUAGGCAGAUGUUGGAUCCGGAUCCCUCCAACCGCUUGACUGCUCAGCAAGUGCUAGAUCAUCCGUGGAUUCAGAAUGCGAAGAAAGCUCCAAAUGUCCCAUUGGGGGAUAUUGUGAGGACGAGGCUCAAGCAGUUCUCCAUGAUGAACAGAUUCAAGAAGAAAGCACUCCGGGUCAUUGCUGAACACUUAUCACUCGAAGAGGUGGAAGUCAUAAGAGAUAUGUUCACUCUGAUGGACACUGACGGUGAUGGCAAAGUAUCGUACGAGGAGCUGAGAGCUGGGCUUUGGAAUGUCGGCUCACAGUUGGCCGAGCCAGAGAUCAAGAUGCUUAUGGAAGUGGCCGAUGUCGAUGGAAACGGCACGCUGGACUACGGUGAGUUCGUAGCAGUCACAAUCCACCUGCAGAAGAUGGAGAACGAUGUGCAUGUCCGUAGGGCGUUUGUGUACUUCGAUAAGGAUGGCAGUGGGUAUAUUGAUCUGGAUGAGCUACGAGAGGCAUUAGUCGACGGAAAUGGCAAAACUGAUGAAGCUGCCCUAAAUGACAUCAUGCGAGAAGUGGACACAGACAAGGACGGGUGCAUUAGCUACGACGAAUUCGUGACGAUGAUGAAAGCUGGAACGGACUGGAGAAAGGCUUCGAGACAGUACUCGAGAGAGAGGUUCAAGAGUUUGAGUCUCAACCUGAUGAAAAAUGGAUCCCUCCAUCUCCAUGACGCACUCACUGGUCAGACGAUUCCCGUGUAAGGGAGAGCUAUCUUGGGUUGCUUGAAGAUCGCUCGCUGAAUGUUGUCCUGUCCUUUUUGGCAUUCGUUGCCAUUGUAUAUAAACCAAGAAGAGUACUGCUUUGGACGAGAAUGGACGAGCCAGGAGAAGGCACGUUAUGGUGGUGUUGGUGAAUGUUGUUUCGGGUUGGAGUUUACAGAGAGAUGAUGACAAGAGCUUCUGGCUGGCAGUGGCUGCUGCGCGGCUGAAUGGCGGGUUGUAGUGAUGCUUCCUCUUCUGCUCCUUUGUAUAUAUUUGUUGUGUUGUUGGGGGUUGAGAGAGUAUUCUUCUGUUUUCUUAGUUUGGUUUUUGGAAUGUUUUUCCAUUUUCUUUUUACAGUUGAUACGGCCGUCAAUGGCUGCCAGCUCCAGAUUGGGUGUUGAAAUGUGAAUAAAAAACAAAGCAUACACAGAACAGAAUGGCCAAAGCCAAGUAUAUAUCCAUUUGAAACUGUAUAUUUUCUUGCCUUUUUUUUUUUUUUUUCUUUCGCAGCGACAAAGUCUAUCUGGACAACUAUGUUAUGUUGACUUGGGGUACCGCCGGA